Messenger RNA from Rhinichthys klamathensis goyatoka, 2190 nucleotides. RefSeq lists its product as uncharacterized. The coding region runs from base 112 to 2124 and encodes 670 amino acids. Lineage: Eukaryota; Metazoa; Chordata; Actinopteri; Cypriniformes; Leuciscidae. Gene Ontology annotation, biological process: cell-matrix adhesion. The transcript is spliced from 12 exons. The record is from RefSeq and is a predicted model, not a curated record.
UUUUUUCUAAAUGAAGAGAUUUCUAAAACAAUUUUCACAGACCCAUGCUAUAGCUACACUGCGCUGAAUGAUUCAUGGAGAGCCACCAACAAUCUAUUUUCCUCUCAACUAAUGUGUGACACUGCGGUCAUCUGGAACGGCUGGUACCGUCUCUUCAUUCAGGGCCAGAGCGCUCAGAUGCCAGACACAUGUGUUGAUGUGUAUAGAUGUGGUACUUUUACUCCACUGUGGCUGAACGGAGGACAUCCAACAGUUGAGGAUGGAGUGGUCACUCGAGCUGUCUGCGGAAACUGGACCAAUAACUGCUGCUAUUUCCAAUCCAAUCCCAUUAAAAUCAAAGCCUGUCCUGGCAAUUACUACGUCUAUAAGUUUGUGAGCCCAAUUUCCUGUCAUUCAGCAUACUGUGCAGAAGUUAGGAACAUUACCACCAAUAAUGCAACUGUCACUCCAAACACAACUUUGGCAGACCCAUGCUAUAGCUACACUGCGCUGAAUGAUUCAUGGAGAGCCACCAACAAUCUAUUUUCCUCUCAACUAAUGUGUGACGCUCGGGGCUUCUGGAACGGCUGGUACCGUCUCUUCAUUCAGGGUCAGAGCGUUCAGAUGGCAGACACAUGUGUUGAUGAGCAUAGUUGUGGCACUGCUGCUCCACUGUGGCUGAAUGGAGGACAUCCAAAAGUUAAGGAUGGAGUGGUCACUCGAGCUGUCUGCGGUCACUGGAAAAAUAACUGCUGCUAUUUCCAAUCCAAUCCCAUUAAAGUCAAAGCCUGUCCUGGCAAUUACUACGUCUAUGAGUUUGUGAGCCCAACUUCCUGUCAUUCAGCAUACUGUGCAGAAGUUAGGAACAUAAUCAUCAAUAAUCCUACUGUCACUCCAAACACAACUUUGGCAGACCCCUGCUUUAGCUACACUGAGCUGAAUGAUUCAUGGAGAGCCACCAACAAUCAUCAACCCCAAUGGUGUGACACUGCGGUCAACUGGCACGGGUGGUACCGUCUCUUCAUUCAGAAUCAGAGCGCUCAGAUGCCGGACACAUGUGUUGCCACGUUAAGUUGUGGCACUGCUGCUCCACUGUGGCUGAACGGAGGACAUCCACAAAUUGAGGAUGGAGUGGUCACUCGAGCUGUCUGCGGAAACUGGUUGAAUGACUGCUGCAUGUUCCGAUCCAAUCCCAUUAAAGUCAAAGCCUGUCCUGGCAAUUACUACGUCUAUGAGUUUGUGAGCCCAAUUGGCUGUUUUUUGGCAUACUGUGCAGAAGUUAGGGACAUUACCACCAAUAAUGCAACUGUCACUCCAAACACUGCACCAGGAAUAUUCUACCCAUUCGGCUCAUCAGGAGACACUAUAAACCCUGCUGUUGAUGAUGGAAGCUCCUCAGUUAUUCCACUGUUGGGUCCAUUUCUGUUCUUUGGCCACACAUACCAGCAGAUUUAUGUUAAUAAUAAUGGACACCUCACAUUCAACCAGCCUUCAGACCAAAUUGUCCCCUACUCCUUUCCUGCUAAUGGAAGCCAAGAUAUAAUUGCUGGUCUCUGGACCGACCUUGACAACCGUGUGAGAGGUGUGGUUUCAUAUCAUCAGUACACUAAUGGAAGUGUUCUCACACGCGCCACUCAGGAUAUAAACAAUCAUUUCCCAAAUCUAACCUUCAGCGCUUCUUGGGUCUUUGUUGCAACGUGGGAUAAAGUCCCUUACUAUCCCAUCACUAACACAGAAACAUCGUUUCAAGUGGUUUUAAUUUCAGGCACUCAUUUUUCAUAUAUUCUGAUGAAUUAUGGUGACAUUGCUGUAACAGGACUUCCGGUGGAGGCUGGUUAUGUCACAGUAAACUCCACUGACUACUUUGUGAUUCCUGGAUCAAACAUUGGAAACUCAAUCUCAAACCUCAAGAACUCCAGUAAUGUCAAUGUUCCCGGUCGAUGGGCCUUCAGGGUGGACAGUGGACACAACACCUCUAAAAACAACAUCAUUGGACUUCAAAUGAAACUUUCCUCAUUUUCAGAUCUAACACAGAGUGGAAACAUUGAGAUUGUUUUACAGCAAAUAAAACAGGUGCUGGUCAAGAACGGUCUGCAAAGCAACAUAGAGCUGGAGUUAAGAAAAGUGCAAAAAAUAAAGCCGUAAAUUCAGUCUACUUCAGGAAAAGAAAUAAAACAGUCCGGUUCGCUUAGUAUACAGCAAAAAUUCUAU